AUGGGCAUCUGCAAUAGCACCAGCAAUGAGGAGGCGGAGCAGAAGAAGAAGAGCCAACACAUAGACAAAAUUCUGGAAGAGGACUCUAAGAAGUUACGGAAGGAAUGCAAGAUCCUCCUGUUGGGCUCGGGCGAGAGCGGCAAGUCGACCAUUGUGAAGCAGAUGAAAAUCAUCCACCUCAAAGGAUAUUCCGAGGAAGAGCUCUAUAACUAUCGACCGACCGUCUUCAAGAACCUCGUGGAAUGCGCAAAGGCCGUCAUCAACGCCAUGCAGCAAUUCAACAUUGAGCCGCACCGGGAAGGCAACCAGGCUCACGCCGACUAUCUAUUAGAAUACCAAACAGAGUCCGGCCCUCAGGCGCACAUUGAGCCGCAAGUAGGUGCUGCUGUGCAGGCCAUCUGGAAUGACCCGGCCAAGAACCUGCUCAUGGAUCACCAAACCGAGUUUUACCUGAUGGACUCGGCCGAAUAUUUUUUCCAAGAAGCGGAUCGCAUCGUCGCGCCCGACUAUCUCCCCACAGAAAUGGAUGUCUUACGUGCGCGAACAAAGACGACGGGGAUAUACGAGACCCGCUUUCAAAUGGGCCAGCUUAGUAUACAUAUGUUUGACGUCGGCGGCCAGCGUUCUGAACGCAAGAAGUGGAUUCAUUGUUUCGAGAACGUCACAUCUAUCAUAUUCUGCGUUGCUCUGAGCGAAUACGACCAAGUCCUGCUCGAGGAGAGCAGUCAGAACCGAAUGAUGGAAAGUCUCCUGUUGUUUGAUAGCGUGGUCAACUCGAAAUGGUUCAUGCGAACGAGCAUCAUCCUCUUUCUAAACAAGGUCGACAUCUUCAAACAAAAACUGGGCCGGUCGCCAUUGGGCAACUAUUUCCCCGACUACUCGGGCGGCAGCGAUGUGAACAAGGCCGCCAAGUAUUUGCUAUGGCGGUUCAACCAGGUCAACAGGGCUCACCUCAACCUCUACCCACAUCUUACGCAAGCGACCGACACAUCGAAUAUCCGGCUCGUUUUCGCGGCGGUCAAGGAGACGAUUCUCAAUAACGCCCUGAGGGAUUCGGGUAUUUUGUGA
This is a messenger RNA of Emericellopsis cladophorae, 1068 nucleotides long. RefSeq names its product Guanine nucleotide-binding protein alpha-3 subunit-like protein. Bases 1 to 1068 code for a protein of 355 amino acids. The record is from RefSeq and is a predicted model, not a curated record. Gene Ontology annotation, molecular function: GTP binding; GTPase activity; G protein-coupled receptor binding. The transcript has 6 exons. NCBI's taxonomy places the organism in Eukaryota, Fungi, Ascomycota, Sordariomycetes, Hypocreales, Bionectriaceae. Gene Ontology annotation, biological process: adenylate cyclase-activating G protein-coupled receptor signaling pathway. Gene Ontology annotation, cellular component: heterotrimeric G-protein complex.